AUGUCUUCUAACCACGCUUUGGUGUUUGGCGCCAGUGGAAUCACUGGCUGGGCCAUUACUAACCUCAUUCUCAACGGAUACCCCACUCCGGACACCUUUGAAUCCGUCACAGCGCUCACCAACCGACCUCUGGCAGCGAAGGCAGCACAAUGGCCUUCUUCUUCCAAACUCCAAAUUGUUAGCGGCAUCGACAUUCUGACGCCCAAGGGACAAUCGGGGUUGGAGGAAGAGUUGAAGUCUAAGGUGACGCACAUGAGCAAAGUUACCCAUGUCUACUUCUUUGCAUAUAUCAUGGAUGCGGAUCCAGCCAAGGAGAUUUCCACCAACGUCGACCUCCUGUCGAGGGCCAUCCGAGCUGUGGAAAGGCUGGCACCCAACCUCAAGUUCGUCGUUCUCCCCACCGGCACGAAAGCAUACGGCGUACAUCUCAUCGACGAAUUCCCAUUCAAGAACGACCUUCCUCUGAAGGAGUCCCUGCCUAGAAUCCCCGAGCCACACGCCUCCCAAAUGUUCUACUACAACCAGUGCGAUGAGCUGGCUGCUCUGUCGAAAGGCAAGGCUUGGACGUGGUGCGACGUGAUACCCGAUGUGAUUGUUGGCUUUGUUCCCAACAACAACAUCUACUGCCUAGCGCAGGCCCUUAGUCUUUACCUUUCCCUCUAUGCCGAGAUCAAUGGCAAGGGCAGCGAGGUCCAAUUCCCAGGCACUGAAGAGUCUUGGAAGAUCCUUAGCAAUGACAGCAGUCAAGAUAUCGUGGCAAAGGUUGCCAUUUACGCCUCUCUGCACCCAGAAAAGUCUAGCGGGAAGCGAUACAAUGCAGCAGACAGUUCCAAAGCCUCGUCUUGGAGCAAGAAGUGGCCUGUUAUCUGCGAAUACUUUGGUCUUAAGGGUGUCGCGCCACCUGCGGGCGGGUCUGGCCCGCAACCGACCCAGUACUUGGCGGACCACAUUGACCAGUGGAAGGAGGUGGAGAAGAAGUACGGCCUGGUGACUGGCCGUGUAGGAAACGAGCGAAGCUUUGGUGGAUUUCCAUACUUCAUUAUGACCAUGUUCAACUUUGAUAGGCACCUCGAUAUGUCGCAGGUACACGAGAUGUGGGGAGAGGCCAAGGAGGAGGUGGACACAAAGGCAGCAUGGUGGACGGCGUUUGAUCGGUUCCGCAAGGCUAAGAUUAUUCCAUAG
Messenger RNA from Ilyonectria robusta, 1182 nucleotides. RefSeq lists its product as uncharacterized. The transcript has 3 exons. The coding region runs from base 1 to 1182 and encodes 393 amino acids. The record is from RefSeq and is a predicted model, not a curated record. NCBI's taxonomy places the organism in Eukaryota, Fungi, Ascomycota, Sordariomycetes, Hypocreales, Nectriaceae.